UUAUAGCCGGUCUGCUUUAGCAGUUGCGCAUGUAGCAGUAGCUGACACUAGUCCGCCAGUGUUUUCCAACUACUGUCUAUUAUUGUGUUUAUACUUAAGUUACCAUAUUUGUACUCAACAUUUCGAAGACCAUAUUUGGAUAAUUCUGACUUAUGCAGGGUCGGUUUUCCUUAUGGUCUGACUUGGAGUUUGCUUACUAACAUGGAUGACAGUAAACAGUCCUCUCCCGAGGGAUCUGUAGACCCCUCUCUCGUGUCAGACGAUGGUAAAAAUGUGAAAUCAGUGUUGUGCCAGAGAUGUUCUUCCAAAGUGCUCUGCCCAGGCAUGGCAGUGUUUGCAGAAAAGGAGCUGUUUCUCCCUUCAAUGAGAAAGAAAACCUCCAUUGGUCAGUCAGACGGUACAUUGGAUGGGGACACAUUAACAGCUCACUGGCUGGUUGAUGACAUGUACACUUUUGAGAACGUGGGUUUCACAAAAGAUGUAGGCAAAGUGAAGUACCUUAUUUGUGCGGAUUGUGAGAUUGGACCCAUUGGUUGGCAUUGCCUGGAUGACAAGAAGAGCUUCUAUGUGGCAUUGGACAGGGUGAAUCACGAAUAGAGCACUUAUUGAAGUCACUGUUUGGAAAAAUCCUAUUGUAUUUGAUUAUGUAACUCGGAUAGCUUUCUUGUUUGGAAAAAAAACUACUAUAGGUCUUGUUUUUGCUCUCUUCACAGAGUUUAGAAAAAUUUAAUUGGUUUUUGUAGUUUUUAUUAUUAUUGUGACAUUUUCAUUCUCACCAAACUGUAUGGUAACAUGUACACCUGUCUAACAUCAUAGAUGAAUGGAGACAGUCCUUUUAAACAUUCCUUAACACAAGACCUUUCUAUUAUCUCUCUAUGAUUUUUCAGAACACAUGAAGUCACUUUUGUGUAUGAGGAGAUUUAGGAGGAGGUCAGUGCUUGUCAAAUUAACAAAAUUCAUGGUUGA
Messenger RNA from Rhinichthys klamathensis goyatoka, 966 nucleotides. RefSeq names its product RAB interacting factor (gene rabif). The coding region runs from base 202 to 597 and encodes 131 amino acids. NCBI's taxonomy places the organism in Eukaryota, Metazoa, Chordata, Actinopteri, Cypriniformes, Leuciscidae. The transcript has 3 exons. The record is from RefSeq and is a predicted model, not a curated record. Gene Ontology annotation, biological process: post-Golgi vesicle-mediated transport; small GTPase-mediated signal transduction. Gene Ontology annotation, molecular function: guanyl-nucleotide exchange factor activity; zinc ion binding. Gene Ontology annotation, cellular component: cytosol; membrane.